Molecule: messenger RNA, 2541 nt
Organism: Megalops cyprinoides (Indo-Pacific tarpon)
Lineage: Eukaryota; Metazoa; Chordata; Actinopteri; Elopiformes; Megalopidae
Gene: fam20b
Product: FAM20B glycosaminoglycan xylosylkinase
Exons: 8
Coding region: 385-1614 (409 amino acids)
Biological process (GO): protein phosphorylation
Cellular component (GO): Golgi apparatus
Molecular function (GO): phosphotransferase activity, alcohol group as acceptor
Source: RefSeq, a predicted model, not a curated record
GUUCACACAUAUCUGAGACGCUAAGGAACUGACGGCGUCUAAUCGACUUCAGUUUGUACAAUUAAUUCGGUGAUAUUGUAUGGAUAUCGGGGUAGUCUUCUGUACAUGAUUUAAAUGAAACAUAAGGGUGCAUUUUCACUUUAAGGGAUGAGGCGGCGUGGAAUUUUUGCAUGAGGAAGUGUGUAUCCAGGAGUAAAGAGGGGGGAACAGCAGAGGAUAAGACAGAGAAGGGGAACGCUAGAAGUUUGACCAGGGACGGCCGGAGCGAGAGUGAGGGAGAGGGUGCCGGUCACACAACAAAGGGGGGGGGAGGGCCGAGAGCAGUGCCAUGUCCCAGGGGUAAGACGAAGGCAGCCAGAGUCAGAGCCGGGAGCGGACGGAGACAUGAAGCUGAAGCAGCGAGUGGUUGUCCUGUGCGCCGUGCUGCUGCUGCUGGGACUGGCGAAGGUCUUCCUGCUGGACGGGGGCGAGGGCUCGGCGGCCAGCCGGAGGGACCUGCGCGCCUUCCGGAAGAUGGAGGCGGGGCUGCAGCUGGCCAAAGGGGCGCGGCUCACCCACACCUUGCAGUCGCCCUGGGAGGUGGCGGCGCAGUGGGUGGGGCCCCGGGAGGUGUACCCGGACGACACGCCGGAGAUGGCGGCGGUGCUCACGGCUCUCGCCAGCGCCCGGGUGGAGAGAGCUGACGUGGGCUACAAGGGCACCCAGCUGAAGGCCCUCUUAGUGCUGGAUGGUGGACAGAAGGUGGUCUUUAAGCCCAAGAGGUACAGUCGCGAUUAUGUGGUAGAGGGGGAGCCAUAUGCAGGUUACGACAGACACAACGCUGAGGUGGCGGCCUUUCACUUGGACAGGAUCCUUGGUUUCAGGAGAGCUCCUCUAGUGGUCGGGAGGUUUGUGAACCUGCGCACAGAGAUCAAGCCAGUGGCUACAGAUCAGCUCUUGAGCACUUUUCUCAUGCAGGGGAACAACACCUGCUUCUACGGCAAGUGCUACUACUGCCGUGAGAGCGAGCCGGCGUGCGCUGAGGGGGAGGUGAUGGAGGGUUCUGUCACCCUCUGGCUCCCAGAUGUGUGGCCCCUGCAGAAGCACCGGCACCCCUGGGGACGCACCUACAGAGAGGGCAAACUGGCCAGGUGGGAGUACGAUGAGAGCUACUGUGAGGCUGUCAAGAAGAUGCCCCCCUAUGACGCGGGCCCCAGGCUCCUGGAUGUCAUCGACACGGCCAUCUUUGACUACCUUAUCGGGAACGCCGACCGCCAUCAUUACGAGAGCUUCCAGGAUGAUGGAGGCGCAAGCAUGCUCAUCCUUCUGGACAAUGCCAAAAGCUUUGGAAAUGCAGCCCUUGACGAGAGGAGUAUUCUGGCCCCGCUGUAUCAGUGUUGCAUGAUACGCGUGUCCACGUGGAACCGUCUCAACCUGCUGCGGAGCGGAGCCCUGAGCGCCGCCAUGCGACAGGCCACGGCGCACGACCCCAUCGCCCCCGUGCUGGCCGAGCCUCACCUGGCCGCCCUGGACCGCCGGCUCAUCGGCAUCCUGGCCACCGUGCGGCAGUGCAUAGAGACGCAGGGCCCCGACAACACCCUGAUCGAGGACCGCAUGAACCUGCCGCACCCCUAGGGACAGGGGCACAGUGAGGAGCGGGGGGCUGGGAGACACGGAGUCCGGACGUUAACGCCAACCCCCCCGGCGCCACAGUGCAGAUGGGGCAGGCUAGUGCCCCACAGAUCACACUGACAGAGAGAAGAGAGGGGUAGUGAAUGAAGGAGUCAAGUGGACACAUUUUAAAGCGCUCUGAUUCUCCACCCCUCUCACCCACUGAUGCAACAGAACAGAUGUCCCAAGCGGUAAACUUUUAGUAACCGUAGCGGGUGUUUUUAAGUGUGAACAUGGGGAAUGCCAAAGUUUCUGAUUCAGAGCCUCUUCAGAAGAGUACCGUCGCCAUUGGAAUUACUGUUGUAGACUCAGGACUCAUUGAGCCAGGGAAAUCGGAGGCCUUAGUCCCAGUGUGCUCACAGUGACAUGCACUUGUGCCAGGAAUAAACACUGAAUAAACACUCUUCAGACAGACGUCUGUGGAGAGGAGAGUGGGGGAGCGAAUUCUCCCACAUUGAGAAUGACCGAUGUGAGCAAAGUCUGCUUGCAGUGUUGAAGAGUGAAUCUAUGAACUGAACGUGUACAGUACUAAUUGUGAAAUAAUAUUAAUAAAUAAGGAUUGUAAUAAUAAGAAUAAUAAUAUUAAAAGAAACCUAAUAUAGUGUCAGAUUUAAUUACAGUACUGUAUAUUGAGAUGGGGUGGGGUUUGGGUUGGGAUUGGGGUUGGGGGAAUGAGGAAUGGGGGCAUUAGGGUUGGGUUUGCUGCUGAUCUCCAGGUAGGACCAUGGACAUUUUGGGGCAGGGUAAAGUAUGGAAGGUACUAUAAGGGCUUAAUAAGGAACCUUUUCUUUAUUAAAGAUUAAAUGUUUAAAUUUGUAUCUGCCUCGUCAUUAAAACUGGAAUUAAUUGUGGGUUUUAAUUAAAUUAAAGUUCCAUUAAAGUUCCAUUUUU